UGCUUAUCCACUAUCUGGCGUUUAUUAUUAAGCUUCUCUUUUUUUUUUUAAACGAUUGACCGAGCUACGUUUCGUGUUUAUUUGCAGAAUCCGGACGUUCUGACUUCCGGACUCCGCGCAUAAUAAUUUCUCGCCGAAGUCGCUCUGCGUUCGGCCAAAUAUCGGUUUCGAAUUCGAACUAGGGCAAUUCGAGGAGAGAUAAGUGGAAUUCCAUAAAUCGGAAGAAAACUAAGAUAAUGGAAGUUGAAAUUGAUGAAAGGUUUCUCCUUUGCUUAUUUUUUUUCUUCUUUUGAGCUCGGGGUGCUUAAUCGCAAACCUUCAUCUUCUCCGCAUUUUGUACUGGACAAAUAGGUAUAACAGCUCCACAGAUACGUCCAUUUUAGGUGUUUUGGUGCAUUAAUGUUCAUGAUGGUCGUAUCUUUUUGCUGAAAAUCAUUGACUCUGAACUUCCUGAACAAUGUCAAACAGCUCUAUAGUGGAAGCAUUCCUAGGCCUUUUUGAAUUAAAAGUUGGAAAGCCAUGAAAAAGUUUGGAACACUUGGACCCCGGUUUAUAUGCUAUAAAUGUUCUAAACUGUUAGAUCGUUGGAUAUAUUAUAGCAUUUUAUCUUCUUUUAUGGAAAUGCAAGUUUCGAGGUACUGAAGGGAUUCUUUAAUGCUGUAGUUUACUUUAGAAAUCAAAAGAGAGUAUGAGACUCAUAAUAAACUCUGUGAUUCCCAAUAUGAGACUCAUAAUAAGCGCUGUAAUCGGAGUUAUGCUUGGCUUUUUUAUUGGAAUAUCAUUCCCCACAGAGAGCAUAACUAAGGCAAUGCUUCAGUUUCCUUCUGGCAUUAUUUCUUACAUUGAAGACAACAAUUCCGGCAUCACAACCCUUGCCUUGCUGAACCGUGCUGGGACAUCUAUAACUAAAAACAAUUCAUUGUUGAAUUCAAAUGGCACUGCAAAGAUUUAUAUUCCUUCAAAUCCUAAAGGGGCAGAAAGACUAGCACCUGGGAUUCUCAGACCGGAAUCGGAUUUGUAUCUACGUCGAUUGUGGGGUGAUCCAAGUGAGGAUCUACAAAUACAGCAGAAGUACCUGGUAGCAUUUACAGUCGGUCAUGAUCAGAUGAAGAAUAUUGAUACCGCAGUGAAAAAGUUCUCUGAAAAUUUCACCAUAGUAUUGUUUCAUUAUGACGGACGGACUAGCGAAUGGGAUGAAUUUGAGUGGUCAAAACGGGCAAUUCAUGUAAGUGCACAGAGGCAAACUAAAUGGUGGUUUGCUAAACGCUUUUUGCACCCUGACAUAGUUGCCCCGUAUGAAUACAUUUUUAUCUGGGAUGAAGAUCUAGGAGUAGAGCAUUUUGAUGCUGAGGAGUACAUCAAGCUGGUGAGGAAAUACGGCUUGGAAAUUUCGCAACCUGGUUUGGAUCCAAACAGUGGGUUAGCAUGGCAAAUGACCAGAAGGAUGAGUGAUCGAGAAGUUCACAAGGAAACAGAGGAAAGGCCUGGUUGGUGCACUGAUCCCCACCUCCCUCCAUGUGCUGCAUUUGUUGAGAUAAUGGCACCUGUAUUCUCACGAGAUGCAUGGAGAUGCGUGUGGCAUAUGAUUCAGAAUGAUCUGGUUCAUGGAUGGGGUCUUGACCUUGCUCUCAGAAAAUGUGUGGAGCCUGCACAUGAGAAAAUUGGAGUUGUAGAUUCGCAAUGGAUUGUACAUCAAGUUGUUCCUUCGCUUGGUAAUCAGGGAAUGGCAGAAAAUGGCAACGCUCCAUGGGUUGGGGUAAGGAAGCGGUGCCGACAAGAGUGGGGAAUCUUCCAAGCUCGAUUAGCAGAUGCGGAGAAGGCUUAUUACAUAAAGAUGGGGAUUACUUCUCCAAAUAAUACACAUGCUUAGACUCUUGUUCUUUUAUAAUACACCUUGUGAUCUCACAAUAAGAUUUCAUUUGGGACAAUUUUUUUACUGCUUUUUAAAACAAUUUUUUAGUGCAAAAAUAUUGUGAAUUAAAAUUUUUUGCACUAGAAAGUCGUUUUAAAAAGCAGCAAAAAAGUUAUCCCAAAUGAAGCCUAAAAAUGACUAUAUACUGUUUCAACUGAGAUCACAAAAAAUUUUGCUAUCAUUCACCUCAGAUGAUAAACUGCAAAUUUUGUUAUUAUUGGAAGUUUAACUAUACAAGUGAGAUGUUAUUGGAUGAUAUCAUAAAUGUCUCUACCAUUAGAGGAUAAUUAUGCAUUA
Messenger RNA from Dendrobium catenatum, 2209 nucleotides. RefSeq lists its product as uncharacterized. Bases 689 to 1870 code for a protein of 393 amino acids. Lineage: Eukaryota; Viridiplantae; Streptophyta; Magnoliopsida; Asparagales; Orchidaceae. The transcript is spliced from 14 exons. The record is from RefSeq and is a predicted model, not a curated record.